Drosophila eugracilis is the source of this 5789-nucleotide messenger RNA. RefSeq names its product alpha-1,3-mannosyl-glycoprotein 4-beta-N-acetylglucosaminyltransferase A (gene Mgat4a). Gene Ontology annotation, cellular component: Golgi stack; endoplasmic reticulum-Golgi intermediate compartment; endoplasmic reticulum. The record is from RefSeq and is a predicted model, not a curated record. The transcript has 4 exons. NCBI's taxonomy places the organism in Eukaryota, Metazoa, Arthropoda, Insecta, Diptera, Drosophilidae. Gene Ontology annotation, molecular function: acetylglucosaminyltransferase activity. Gene Ontology annotation, biological process: protein N-linked glycosylation. Bases 2016 to 3782 code for a protein of 588 amino acids.
AUAAAGUGAGCGGCGAGUGGCCGAAUUUUAAAGAUUACAAUUUUCUCUGUUUUGAUGCUGCUGGGGAGGAGGAGGGGAGCACAGCAUGAGAAAUGCCGUUCGAAAGGCCCCUUUAAAGUUCCAAUCGGCGUUAAAGCAGUGAGCAUAUUUCGUAGUUGGCAAUGCCGACCAACAGAGCAUGGCAAGAGAGGUAGAGAGCGUUCGUGGCAGGGGGCGGUGUUGGGUGACGAGGCGGAAUGGUUUGGGGGAGUAGGAAUGAGAGGGGCGGCGGAAUAAGCGCGAACCAAAUACAGUGGGCUACAUACACGAAAAUGUAAAAAAAAAUUCACACACGGUUCAAGUUUACAUUUUUUACUAAGUGACUACUAAAAAUAUUUUAGAAAAGAAAGAAGAGUUACAGGCUGAAAUUGUGGUUAUUUCAGUUUUUGGAGUUUAAUAUACAUACAUAUAUAAAUAAUUUACUGUUUUUCAAGGGUAAGACGUGUGAUCUAAAGUAUAGUCUUAAAGUUUUGGAAAUCAGUUUAUAAAGAUUUACUAGAAAUAAAAUUUUAUAAGUAGUGAAAGUACUAAGAAAAUUCGUUGUGAAAAUAACAACGUACUAAGAAUUCCAGGUAGGUAAAUCAAAUAAUCUCUCAAAUAAAAGGUUUAAAUUCGUGCCACUGUGCGACAACCCGAGUGUAUGAAACUCGAACGGCGUGGCACGACUUUAGCCUGGCCUUCCCCACCGCGCCUUAUCGACGUUGUUGUUUCUAUUUAAAAAAACGAAAAAAACUGAAUAUACUUGAAACGAACGCAAAACAUGAAGAAUUCAGCACAAAUUUGUUGAAAACAAAUACGCAAAUGUACGCGACGUGUUUGCCUAUCGCCGAUUGCGUGUAUGUGUAUGUAUGUAUGUAUGUAUGUUCUGGCGUUCGGUGGGGGCCAUUUAAAUUAUAACCUCAUUUUGUAUCACUAAUUAAUUUAACAAAACUUUAUAGAGUCGUUCGCAGUGCCGACUAGAAAAACUGUAACAAUGGACCCUGAACGAAAUGGCGAGCAAACAUCUCCUCGAGUUGGAUGUCGUGGUCAUAAUAAACCCGAUUUUACCAUGUGUACUGUGUACAAUUUCCAACUGUGAGUGGGAGAAACGGUUUCUGGCGCUGCUCCUGCUGCUCAGAGCGAGACGGAGCAACGUGGAGAGUCCGCCACAAAGAAGAGAAGUAGGGCGGCCGGAAAAGGUGACGGGGCGGGAUGUGGCGGUAGCGGCGUCGUGUCUCUGGCAUUGUAUCCAAUUUCCUCUGAAAAAAUAAAACCCAAUUCGGCGCCAAAAACAAAACCCAUGCUCACGGAAAUCCCGCUCUCUCCCGCUCAUUCUUAAAAAAAAUUAGAUUCUUUGGAGCAAAAAUAUGUACUACACUGUCAGAAAUGUAUCUAUAUAUCCACUUUCAAAAUCUACAUACUUACAUAUAAGAAACAAACAAAUCCCUGACCCACCGAUACCGAUCGAACUUUUGGGCGGCGGAGAAAGGGAGAGGAGAACAAAAGAAGGAAUACUUUCCGGGCUCUUGGCCAUGUAAGUCUAGGUCUACUGCCUGCUGGCAUCAACGUCUUGAGUGCACAGUACAUAACAAUUAUUAUUAUUAUUCUAUACCCAUGGCCAGGUCAUGUGGCGAGAAUUGCGACAGCUGCCACCACCGACGACGUCGUUAAUCCAACUCGGAAAAAAAAAAGACGUCUAAAAAGGGCGAGUGCACUAUAAUGGAAUUUUUUGCCUAAAAAAGCAAUUAGCGAUUUUACGUUUAAAAGUUUUUUUGAUGAGCAAAACGAACUAUACUCUAUUUUCGCCUGCAUUAGUCAUAGGAGGAAUGAGGAUGACAGCCGGCCCAAGGGAACGGCGCCAGCACAAGCAACCAGAGACCGAGCCAGAACCAAAAGCCAACCCAGAAACGGAAGCAAAGCAGCACUACGGCAAACAGUUAGCUAAUUAAUAUAAUAACCUAACCAGCGAAAGAAAUCCAAGGGAAGGAGAGCAAAAGAUGUUCAAGAUUAGGCAGCGGAAUUGCAUGCUGAUUGUGACGGCACUGGUGCUGGCGCCCUGUAUAGUGAUCCUGAUGGUGAUGGGACCCGAGUUAUCCACCGAACAGUCGCUGACACAGCGCCUAGCUGAAUGUCAUAUGAGGCUGCAGUAUUUAGAGUCCAUGUAUCGUGCUCGCCAGGAGGAUGUGGCGUUGCUAUCCCAGUACCUAGGCCAGUUGCAGAGUGUCAAUGUGACGGGAGCCAGUGCUCCGCCGCCACCGCCGCCGCCUCUACCAGUGGUAAAUCUUCUCGACGGAUUGAGUCCCGAGGCCAGGCAGCUACUUAGGAAUGCCUCGCAUAUCAGUAAAGUUGGCAGUGGUAAUGGUUCUAUGGCCAGGAGUCAGAAUAUCCGACUUCCGAAUGCCUAUCACUUUUUGCCGCAUCUCCUGGAUGAUGCGGGCUCCCUGCGACCAGCUUACUUGCAGAGCAAGGGUCGUUCGGAUGUCAGCAUUGUUCUGGGUGUGCCCACCGUUCGGAGGGAGAAGCAAUCUUAUCUCCUCGGUACCCUCCACAAUCUCAUCGAGAAUAUGAACGACGAGGAGCAGAAUGAAACGUUGAUCAUUGUCUAUAUUGGGGAAACAGAUCUGGACUCUGUGCAACUGAUUGCCCGUCAAAUCGAGACUAGUUUCGAGCAACAUGUGGAAAGUGGACUGAUUGAUAUAAUAGCACCUGCUCCUAGUUACUAUCCCAACUUCGAGCGACUUCGCAUCACUCUGAAUGAUCCUUUGGAGAGAGUUAAGUGGCGGAGCAAACAAAAUUUGGACUUUGCCUAUCUGAUGGCCUAUGCCCAUUCGAAGGGUACCUUCUACGUUCAGCUGGAGGAUGAUAUACUGACCAAGCGACAGUUUAUCACUACAAUGAAGAAAUUCGCAUUGAUUAAGAGCGCCUUGACUAAACCCGAUCAGCCAGCCUGGUUUGUGUUGGACUUUUGUCAGCUUGGCUUUAUUGGCAAGAUGUUCAAGAGUGCGGAGCUACCCUAUCUGAUUACCUAUUUCCAAAUGUUUUACAAUGACAAGCCAGUCGAUUGGUUACUCACCUACUUUAUUGAGUCCAAGGUGUGUCGAACGGAUAAGGAUCAGAAGCACUGUAAUGCUGAGAAGGCAAAAUAUUGGCAGCACUUUAGGAAAUCCCUUUUCCAGCAUAUUGGAACCAGUUCUUCGCUUAAGGGAAAGGUUCAGAAACUUAAGGACAAGCAGUUUGGCAACAAGGUGCCACAGUAUUAUGCCCAUACACAUAAUCCACCGGCUCUGGUCAAGUCCAAUAUUGCUCCGUAUAAGAACUAUCUGUUGAACCGAGCGUAUAGAGGUGAAUCCUACUUCUGGGGCUUGCUACCACAGCCUGGAGAUUUGGUGCAGAUCGUAUUCGAGCGUCCCACGCAGCUGAGACAUUAUCUCUUCCGGAGUGGAAACUCGGAGCAUCCAUCGGAUAGGUUCUACAACACCACUGUGGAACUACUGCCGGCGGAUACGCUAAGUGAGAAUUCCUCUGUUUGGAGUAAUUACAACACCACCACGGAUGGCUAUCUGGUAGUGGGUGCGUUUGAUAGUUUAGGCGUGGCCGAGGGUCUAUUGGAUGUAAAGAUCGGUGCUAUUAAGGAGUUGCGUCUCCAUGUGCAUAGUGACAGUGAAAACUGGGCCCUUCUCAGCGAGAUCGAAUUGCAGGAGUGGAGCAGUGAUCCCAAGUCGGAGACAAAUGCAGCAAAGCCACGGUUUGUGGCGGGAAGCUGAUUGCUACAUCGUCACCGGCAGCGCCAGGAGUUGGAGGAAUAGGUGCAUAAAUACUGAACAAAUCCCCUUAACCUACUCCUGUUAAUGUCUAAACUAAUCCUCAUCCACAAAUUGUCUAUAUCUGUUGGGAUCGUGUCGAUUUCGUUGAGAAAAAGUCGUGGGAGCAAAAAUGUAUCUUGAAGUAAUUGUCUGAGAAACUUGAAUGAUUAAUUAACUGAAUGUUAUUAUCGAUGCUUCAAGUGAUCAAGUUGUUUUGGUUUUCAAUGAAAAUGAUUAUUUUUUUUUUGCUCUUUAGACUUUUCCAUGUUUUUUGCACUCAAUGAAAUCGACUCUAUCCUAAUAUCUGUACAUCUGUGUGUAUAUUUUUCGAAUGAUGCUUUUACCCUCGAUUAUCUCAAUGUGUAAAUAAUCUCCCAGAUCGUGAAUCUCCCCCUUCUCUUAACUAUAAGUGAUUAUUCCUAGCUAUAAGGCUUAAGUAAGACUGCAGACUAAUGAUAUUGCUAUAUCUCCCCAGAACCAAUUUGUUAGGGUUUCUUUAACUUAAGCGUUAUAAGCCUCGGCAAUAUGAUUGGUCUGCAGUCAAAGCUAUAAGUCUUAUUUGAUCCCCAGCAGCUAUCAGUGUAAUUUUUCGUAUAUCCAUUUGGAUUUUGAUAUAUGUACUCCAAGUGCCCCUUCCAUUUUGUCAUGGUGGUAAUGUUAAGCUCUAUCGAUCAAGUUGUAGGCUAUGUAUCUGAAGCUAUUCCCCCCUCUAUACCUUUUUGUUAUUCGAAUAUUUUGGUUUAUUUUGCUUUAGUCUUAAGUGUUAACCUCAUUUUAUCGGCAACCGAAAGAGAGACAAAAAAAAGCAUUCCAAUUUAAUUUGUUUUCAAUUUGCUGAAUUUCCAAGAUCAAGAAUUGAUUGAGAAUCUCAAACUCGCUGAAAAUCUAUCGAUCAAAUUAAAAUUAAGCUAUAUGUUGUUACACACCUAUGUUUAGUCUCUGUAUUAAUUGGUUCAAAGUAUUCCUAUACUCUAAUUAUUUAUGUUAAUUUUAUGAAUUCAUCCAUCAUGGUUAAAAUCAGUUUUAUAUAUAGCCAACUACUUGAAUAUGAAGCCAUAACUACAUAAAUAUAUAUAUAUAUAAAUAUGCAUUAACAUAAACAUUGAAGUAUAAAAAAACGAAAACGAUUUUUAGCAUUGUUGCUUUUUUACUGUGAUUUGUUAAUAAUUUUUGCAUAACAAUGAAGAAAAAGAAAACUAAAUACCUAAAUUAUAUAUACACAUAAAUGUAAAACAAACAACGCUAAUUAGAUAUUGUAAAACGAAAUUCCAAAAAAAAAAAAUCAUACAUUUUUUAUAUACAUACAAGAAAUUUUAUGAUUGGUUUAACUAAUUGGAAACGCCAAAUUUUUUGAUAGACUAUGAAAAGAAAAGAAAAAAACUAAAACAAAAAAAACAAGAAUGAUGAUUGUUUGAACUUGGUUCCUGUUGAGUAACGAGAAUUGUAAUAUAUAGUGGCAUAUAUAGUUAUUUCUUGAGUUCCGAUCUUCUUAAUAUUAACUUGUUUCAUUUUGUAUAUGCCGCUAUAUAUAUAAAGUAACAAAUAUUGUAGACUGCUUUCGAUAAAAAACAAAACUGAACAAAUUAAUGAAAUGUUUUGCUAUUGCAUAAUCAUACGUACAUAAAUAUAUAUAUUUUUAUAUAUCCCUGUGUUAUGUGUGCCGGCAACUAGCAACAAUAAUUUAUACAGCACUCGCUCUCUCCCCGAAAAACACUAAUUUUUGGCCAAAACGCAACCAAUUAGCAAAGCAACAAUAAUAGUUAAUAGUGAUCAAAACUGAAAAAUUAUAGGCUUCCCCUUCCACAAAACCCAUAACGAUUGUAGCUGAAUUAUUAUUACAAAUGAAUUUUACAAUAUUCAUAAGCCGUUGGGACAACUCAAAACUUAAUCGAAAUCAAAACAUGAUGAACAAAUAUGCGUGUAAUGUGUGUAUAAGCUUAAUAAAUAAUUCAAGUAUUUGAAAAUCAA